AUGGCUUCUAUCACACUACUCGUUAUCUCUCUGUCCAUGAUCUUCAACGUCAUUGAAGCGAACCCCACCCCCGCGGAGCUCGACAAGAUCAAUGACCCCCUCCGCCUCAGACUCUGGAAUGACUCAACUGAGUGGAUGCACCUGCACAACCCACGCUGCGGCAUCGCCGAAAUUGCCUGGGUCACCAAGGAGUUCAUGCCAGAUAAUGAAAACUACAUCAGCCCCGGCUGCCGAGUCAUCGGUCAUCUCAUGCCCAACCCCAUCGAUUUCAUUUUCGGCUGCCGUGGAGUGAAGACCACUGAUCCUGGCACCAGACCUAUCAAGUUCUACUACACCACUGAUUUCGACCAGGUCUUGGAUUGGGACAAUGACAAGGAGCAGCGUGUCCGAGGAGAUCUGACGGUCGUGGAUACUCGUGUCGACAAGCCCGAUGUCGCUCAUGUUCCGGUUCAUAUCGGUGUCUACAUAGACAAGAAGAAGAAAGUCGCCAACUAUAAGAAUAUCUACUGUAGUGCUUCUUGGUAA
Exophiala bonariae is the source of this 525-nucleotide messenger RNA. RefSeq lists its product as uncharacterized. The record is from RefSeq and is a predicted model, not a curated record. The coding region runs from base 1 to 525 and encodes 174 amino acids. The transcript is spliced from 2 exons. NCBI's taxonomy places the organism in Eukaryota, Fungi, Ascomycota, Eurotiomycetes, Chaetothyriales, Herpotrichiellaceae.